Molecule: messenger RNA, 954 nt
Organism: Akanthomyces muscarius
Lineage: Eukaryota; Fungi; Ascomycota; Sordariomycetes; Hypocreales; Cordycipitaceae
Exons: 1
Coding region: 1-954 (317 amino acids)
Source: RefSeq, a predicted model, not a curated record
AUGGAAGAAUGCAUGUUUGGGCAAUUCGUGGGUGCAGCGCAGCGUUUGAGUAUCUCCAUCACUACCAGGACUUUGGCUCUGACCGAAUCACCGUGGCCUCGAGAUCGUUCGCAGCUCUCGAGUAGCGUCGAAUCCUCAAUUGCUGAGGAUGGUAGACGCGUCCGUCCUGAGCCGGUGGCCAUCUCCAUCGUCAAAGGCAUCGACAAGGCUACCAAGAUCAAGCCUACUGCCGAGAGCUGUGCUCUAAAGCCUUUUGAAGUUCCUGUUUGCGACUUGUUUCCUCAACCAUCGCAGACUGGACCUACCAGGGCCGCUCUCAACCGCCAUCAUAGUAUUCGAAAAAAGGCAACGGCGAAGUUUACUCCCAGCGACUGCUGCUCUUCUAGUGAGCUGUCUGAGUCAGAUCUGGUGCCUCCUUCCGGUCCAUACAUUUUCCAAAUGGACGGCUUCUCUGGACCCGCCUCUACCGACAACAGUAUGCACUGCGAUAAGUUCAACUCCAAAAAGUCGAAACAAGCAAUUAGAUUCACCAGUCGUAGCCGCCAAGCCGAGCUCGAGGCCAGCAAAGCCAUCCACUUGGAUACUGGCGAAGACUGCGUUGAUGAGAGCGCCAUUGACGAUGAAGACGCUUCCGAAUGGGAAGACUACACGGAGGAAAUUGGCAAAACAAACGUUGAUGAGAAGUUUUUCAGACGCAUUGAGUUCAAAGCUAACCUGGCGGUUUGCAAACCUUCGCUUGUGUCCCUUGUCCAUGCUGAGCGCUGGAACGAAUCUAGCUACCAAACAUCUCGCCCUGCCUCUGCUAGUUUGUCUUCAUGCCUUGAGCCUAGCUUACCAACUCAGGACGCCUCCUUUGGGCCCUAUUUGAAGAAGAGCGAAGACAUCAACACGAGCAGCUGUGAUCAACAUUGGUAUACGUGCGCGUUUGAUAGAUAUCAUACCACCGGCUGGUGA